UCGUUUUUAUAAAACAAAACUGAGAGAAAACAAAGUAUUUCAAGAAUAUCCGACUUAGCGUCUAUCUUGUAUCCUACUGUGUCCUGAAUUUUAAGUGUGAUCCAGAGAGGGUACUCAACUUUGAUAAUCAGCAUUGGGUGCGCAGCUUGGUUUCGGAAUCUGCCGUAAAGAAUCCAGGCCCCUCAUGUUGCAAGAAUUCCCAGGCGCUGUGCUCAUGGAGGACAGAGUGGUCUUUACAGGAAGGACUAGAAUAAAAAACUUCGUUCAGGUAUUUGCAUAUCUAGCAUUUUCUUCACUUCCGCCUGCGGCUCGCUUGUGAUCUGCGGCGUCACCAGACAGACACGUGGGGGCGCCCCGGCCUCAGAAGCGGCGCGCGGCUCCGACGCCGGUUCAGCUUCUCACUUGUCCGCAGGGACACCUGAGCUCUGGCUUCGCGUUUUUUCCGCUAAACCAACAGAGGGAGAUCAACAAGCCGGGCCUGGCUCUCCUUCAUAGCCAUUUAGGUCGGAGUUUCCCCCAACAGGCUGUAACAGGCGUUAAAGCUCGGCGUUUUGUUUUGUUUUUCCUAGGGGGCAAAGUUUUGUUUUGAUGCUGAGCAACCCAACCCAUGCUAAGCACUGCGCUGCACCAGUUUACUAGAGGCCCACAAUCUAUCCUGCCGGAGCAAAGGAAAGGCCAGAAAGCAAACAACUCGGCCAGGCCAGCGAUGGAGCCGCAGGCGGACGACUCGCCAGACUCCUGCUCCGCGGACUGUGGAGGGGCGGGCGGGCCGCCGCUGGGAGCCGGCGCCGGGGAGCCGCGCAGCGAGGGCCGCCUAGCGCUGCUGCUCAGGCUGAGAGCACAGAUAAAGCAACAACUCUUAGAAUAUAAAUCGAUGAUUGAUGCAAAUGAAGAACAAACUCCAGAUCAAAUCAUACAAGAAAAACAAAUGGAAGCUAAAGUUAAAGACCUGGAAAAUGAAAUUGAAGAGGUGAAAAUUGCAUUUGAUAUGAAAAGUCUUGCAUUGAGCAGGAUGCAACUUUCAGCCGCACUUAAAAACGACCUGGAAAAAAUUAACACCGAGAGCAGUGUGCUCAUGAAUACCAUGAAAGAAAUAUUGAAGCUAAAUAAAUCAGUAAUGAAAUUACAACAGGAAUCUUGGGAAUUAGAAGAAAAACUACUUGAUAUUAGAAAGAAGAGAUUGCAAUUAAAACAUGCUUCAGAAAAUAAGCUUUUAGAAAUACAAACUGAGAAGAAGAAACGGAAAGAGGAGCUGAACAGUAUGGGAAAUUCAGACAAGAUAAAGACCAUGCAACAAAUCCUACAAACAGAGAUGGAGAUUGCUACAGUUAUUCAACACGUGUUCCAGAACAUCAUUUUGGGGAGUAAAGUUAACUGGGCAGCAGAUCCAGCACUCAAGGAAACUGUUCUGCAGCUUGAAAAGGAUCUCACCACAAUCUAACAAGAAUUCCACUGGGCCAGGUGUUGCCAUGUGUGCCUUUGAUCUGAGCACUCAGGAGGCUGAAACAAGAGGAUUGCCACAUGCUGAAGACCAGCAAUGAUUUGCACCUUGCAGUUUUUGGAUAUUUUUCUCUGAUAUGUCAUUUAAAUAGCAAGUUUCAAGUGAAAUGAAUUUGCAAUGUUUGGGGAACUCUCCUAAUCUGUGAUUGCUUUUUAGCUUCAGUUAACACUCUAACAUAGAAUCGGUCAUUUUAAAUAACACUAAAGUGACUGUGUACUCUUAAGAGGGGAAUGUCUUAGUCAUAGAAAAGACACCUGGUCUGAUAUCUGAGGAGUAGGCGCAGUUUUGGACAUUCACAAGGUCCCAGCAUUUGAUUGUAAUACUUGUGUGCAUUUCUGCGUUUGUCAGUCAGGAUGCAGAGAAGUCUCCAGAGUGUCAGCAGCUGGUAUAAUUUGUAGUGGGGUUAUGAGUAACUGUCUUCUGUUCUCUCUGUGUCUCUUUCUCCCCUCACACAUACUUCUGAGCACACACAUACAUAAUGCUGGCUACACUCUGGCAAUGCUGAUGUACAGUGACAUCCAUGCCCAUUUUCAGUUCUGUUUGGAGACAAGGUCUUGCCAACUUACCAAGGCUGGCUUCAGACUUGGAACCCUCCUUAACAACUGGGAUUACAAGCAUGUACUGCCAUGUCCAGUACAGCUCUUUAUUAAUUAGGAGCUAUUGAUCAUAUUUAUGGACAGUGUGAUGUUUUCAGUAUUCUUAUUGGAAUAAAGUGAAACUUGAAAAGAUGCGCUCAUUGGAUAAUAGCUCGUGAAAUCUGUUCUUUGGAUUAAUAACAAAUAGAGAUUUCCCUAAGCUGAAAUAGUAGGCUUUUCUUUGAAAUAUUAUACCUUAUUUUCUUUGAUCAGUCGUAAUGUAUGCAUAGUUUUAUUCUUUUUGUCAGUUAUUGUUUUGAGGUAGAGUCUCACUGUGUCCUUCAGGGCAUUCUUGAACUCACUGUGUAGCCCAGGCUGUCCUAGAACUUCCUGCAGUCCUCCUGCCUCAGCCUCCUGAGUAGUAAGGUUACAGCCAUGCACCACCACACCUGACCUGUUGUUGUCUUUAUCAGUUGUUAUAAAGUAAGUUACAUUUUGCGUGCAAAUUAUUAUUUUGGAAAAUGAUUUUCGGUUCCAGUAAUCCACACAGGAACUGUUUGUUUGUUGUAGUACUGGGCAUUGAACCCAGGGCCAUUGUGCUGAGCUCUCUGAGCCCUUUUUUUUUUUUUUUUUUUUUAAUUUCUUAUUUUAAGAUAGGAUCUCAUCAAGUUGCUGAGUUGCCCAGGCUGGGCUGAAACUUGAUCCUCCUGCCUCAGCCCCCUAGAAAACUGGCAUUCUAGCAAUGCACUACCACAGUCACUUGACACUGUAUUAGUAAAUUUCAACCUGUGGACCACCUGAAAAAGUGUAUCUUCAUAUACUAAAACAGGUAUAUGUUUAUCUGGGACCUUAGUGGUCUUUGACUUACCUGUUACCCAGCUCUGAGAGAGGAAGUGUGUAGGCUUUGCCUGAACUGUUGCUGAAUACGGAACUCACAGCUCACUGUUUUAGGACAUUUACUUCUGUGUGGGUUUGGGGUUCAGCCGCCCACUCUAGGACUCCAUUUGAGGGAGCAGCCACUCAGCAGAAGGCAGGGGCUCCUUAGAUCAAGUCAAAUGCAUUCCACAAGCAGAAUGUAAUCGUCUGCUUGGGAAAGGCAGCCAUGGCCCUAACCCCACAUCACAGAGGCCUUGGGUUUUCUCCCAGCAAACGAAUGCUGCAUUUCAGAGUCAAGAAAAGGAAAUGGGAAUUUACUACAAAUGACGUGAUCUACCUUAGUCAGCUUUGCUCCAUGAAAUAGACACCCAAGAAUAGGGAGGUGCCGGCAGUCCUAGUGACUUGGGAGGCUGGGGCAGAAGACUUCAGCUAUCAAGAUCAAAUCCAGCCUGGGAUAUACUUGAGACCUAAUGUCUGGCUUAUAACCACAUCCACAAAGACACUCCUCUCCAGGAAGUAAGCCAACAGCUCAGCCUCUCCUGGUGUUAUUUCAAGCUUCAAGAGCUCUCUCUCUCUGUCUCUCUAGCUCUGUCUCUUUCUCUGUCUCUGUCUCCCUCUGUCUCUGUCACUUACUCUGUCUGUCUGUCUGUCUCUCUCUCUCUCUGUCUCUCUCUGUUGCUCUCACUCUUGCUCUUUGUCUCUCUCUCUCCCUCCCUAAUCCUGUUGCAGGGGGUCUCCAGCCUGGGCAACUCUAUGUAACUGGCCUAGAACUCACAGGGAUCCUCAUGCCUCCGCCUCCCAAGUGCUGGAGUUACAGGUGUGCUUCACCACACUCAGAUUGUCUGUUCUUCAGUUGUUCUUCUCAUCAGUAUCAGGUACUGACAACCUGGCUCACAGGCUGUUUUAGUAUAUGAAGUUUUACCACCACAAGGCCAUGCCACUAUGUUCACAUGUUAACUGUGCUUGCUUUCUUGCCAUGAUAAAAUAGUGUAAUCGAAUGAAGUAGCUUAAUAGUGACCCUGAGGCGGCUGCACUGCGCUUUUCCAUAGGAUGAGGUGUUGUGAAAGACAGGUUACCGAGCCCCGUGGGAGCUGGCUUCUGUUUGAGGGAUGGCAAAGAAAUACCAGCAUGGCCCUCUCUCAAGGGCUCAGGGGCUUUGCAUGGGAUUUGAAGAGAGGAUUGUCGCUACCUUGAGUCAGGGUGGCUUUGUGAACUGUGACUGUCAUGCUGUUGGGCCCACGUGUGUUUAUCUGCUCCUCUUACUGUCAUAAGGACCCGUGGACCUUGGUGGUACCAUGGGGUGGCAGUUCUGCCUCCCUCACUUUUGCCUUGACAAGGGCCCAGGCAUCCUGGGGAUGGACCUAGUAAUCCUCAGGUUUUCCCUCACAAUGAAUUGAAAAAUCUAGUUGUGCUGCAGAAUGUUUAUUCUGAAUUACCUGAAUUCUUCUUAAUUGUUUAUGCGAUUCAUUUUACUACUGAAUUACUGCACCCUACAUGUUAGAUCCAAGUAUUUCAUUAAAAUAUUUUUUAUCAAGAAA
Molecule: messenger RNA, 4490 nt
Organism: Cavia porcellus (domestic guinea pig)
Lineage: Eukaryota; Metazoa; Chordata; Mammalia; Rodentia; Caviidae
Gene: Cenph
Product: centromere protein H
Exons: 10
Coding region: 608-1441 (277 amino acids)
Biological process (GO): kinetochore assembly; chromosome segregation; mitotic spindle organization
Cellular component (GO): nucleus; kinetochore
Molecular function (GO): kinetochore binding
Source: RefSeq, a predicted model, not a curated record